CAUAAUCUGUUUUAGACAUACAGGUUCAGGUUUCUUUUGAAUUGCGCCAUGCAUACAUGGAUGUAAAGAGUAAGAGGAAGUGAAAGAGAGUGAGAGAAGGAGAGAGGUGAAAUGGGGUACUAUUCGUUGUUAAGAAGCCCGAAGAAGGAAGAACAACAAGUUCCUGUGACCAUUGAAACUGAAUUUGUCGACAUGAAAGCUGAGUUUUAUGGCGAAGAUGACAUGAAUAUCAUGGAUGAAUUGGAGGGCAUUUGGGGGCUUAAUGAAAAUGAAGAGAAGUUAGCGAAAGAUAACACACAGCAGCAGCUGACUCAACUUAGUUGGAAUUUCAUGGACUGGGGCCAAGGAUUUAUUCAUCCCAAUGCUCAACAACAACAACAAGAAGAAGAGGACGAAGAAGAAGAAGAAGAAGAAAGAUCAGAAGAACAGAUUGAUGAAUUCAAAAGAAAGUUCUUUCCCGAAGAGGUUAUAAAAAAAGAAAAUCUCGGGUUUCGGGAUGAAGAUGAGAACAACAACAAAGUGGCAUCUUUGAACUUGAAUUUGAACUAUCAAGAAGUGUUAGAUGCAUGGUCUGAUCGUGGACCUCUCUGGGCUGAUGAGUAUUCUCUUUCAAUGGCAAACAAUGGCUACUACAUGGGAGAGGUUCCAGUGAUGGAAGAAGAAAAAGCAAGAAGAGAAGCAAGUGUUUUAAGGUACAAAGAGAAACGUCAAACAAGACUGUUCUCCAAGAAGAUAAGGUACCAAGUUCGCAAACUCAAUGCAGAUAAAAGACCAAGACUUAAGGGUCGAUUUGUUAAGAGAGUUUCAUGAGAAGAUAGUCAAAAUUAUGAGCUUAGAAAUAUCUGAAAAAUAUCUCACUUUGUAUGUGCUUUUUUUAAAGUAAGGAAAAAAUAUCUUUAUCUAUUCAUCGAUACAGACUUUCUGGGAACUUCUUGUGCAACUUUUUGUGAUGGACCCACUGACCAAUUCCAUUAUGUGAUGUGUUAUGAAUUACUCCUAAUUGAAAUUGACCCAACUGUGAUAUGUAUAUAUAUAUCUCAGCAAGGUCUAGUUUUGCCAUUUUUCUGGUGAAAAGAGUCAAAUUCAGAGAAUUUAGCAUCUGGGUAUGCUUGAUUAAAGGUGGGAUUCGAAUAAGUUUUCACAAAAAGUGGUCCAUUUAUUUGAAAUUUGGUUGUGGGGUUGCUUCAGCUUUGUGUUUUUAUCUCUUUAUGUCUAGUGGCAUUUUCUAUGUAGACAAUUCAGCUGCACUGAGAAAUUAUUGUGGGCAAGAUAUGUCACUCUAUCUUAUGGAUGACUCAGCGGGGGACUUUAUUCCAAGAAAAAUACAUAAUUUCUAAGCAUUUGGCUUGUGGU
Messenger RNA from Pistacia vera, 1353 nucleotides. Its product is annotated as protein CHLOROPLAST IMPORT APPARATUS 2. Bases 112 to 810 code for a protein of 232 amino acids. Gene Ontology annotation, cellular component: nucleus. Gene Ontology annotation, biological process: regulation of DNA-templated transcription. The transcript is spliced from 3 exons. Gene Ontology annotation, molecular function: protein binding. The record is from RefSeq and is a predicted model, not a curated record. NCBI's taxonomy places the organism in Eukaryota, Viridiplantae, Streptophyta, Magnoliopsida, Sapindales, Anacardiaceae.